This is a messenger RNA of Triticum turgidum subsp. durum (durum wheat), 972 nucleotides long. The record is from the annotation of a GenBank genome assembly. NCBI's taxonomy places the organism in Eukaryota, Viridiplantae, Streptophyta, Magnoliopsida, Poales, Poaceae.
AUGAUCCUCUCGGCCUUCCUGCUGCUCUGCUGCGCCGUCGCCACCUGGACGGUGUCCCCGGCCAAGGGACGCCAAAGCCAAAUCGAAAGCCCGUCAUCUGAAGAUCAUCUAGCGUACGGUACCUUGGACCAGGUGAAGGCGGAUCUUCAGCGGGUGGGGCUCGAGUCGUCCAACCUCAUCAUCGGGGUGGAUUUCACCAGGAGCAACGAAUGGACAGGGAAGCGCUGCUUCGGCGGGAGGAGCCUGCACCACCUCGGCGCCGUCCCGAACCCGUACGAGGAGGCCAUCAGCAUCGUCGGCGAGACGCUGUCGGCCUACGACGAGGACAACGACAUCCCCUGCUUCGGCUUCGGGGACAUGUCCACGCACGACCAGGGCGUGUUCAGCUUCUACGGGGACGUGCGGCCGUGCGCCGGCAUCCCGGAGGCCCUGCUGCGUUACCGGGAGAUCACCGCCACCGUUCAGCUCUCCGGGCCGACAUCUCUGGCGCCGAUCAUCGAGGCUGCAAUGGGGGUAGUCCAACGCUCCGGGCAUCAGUACCACAUCCUGCUGAUAAUCGCUGAUGGGCAGGUGAUCAACCGCCAGUUUUGUGUUCCGAGAGGUUGCGGUGCUCAUCGCGCGAGCUCCCUGGACGAAUCAAGAUCAGAGAACGACAUGGAGGAGAGGACUCUUCAGGCCCUCAUUCAUGCUAGCCAUUUCCCUCUCUCCAUCGUCCUCGUCGGGGUCGGGGACGGGCCAUGGGACGACGAUCAGAUGCCGUUCCACGACGGCCGACGCCGAUUCAACAACUUCCAGUUUGUGGAUUUCACCAAGAUCAUGUCCACGGAGAUGUCCCGCGCCGAGAAGGAGGAGCGGUUCGCGCUUGAGGCGCUGGAGAAGAUCCCGAGCCAGUAUGCUGCGAUCGUCAGCCAGCGUAUCAGUGAUCUGGCUGCGAGGGCGCCUGCAAGGAGGCCUCUUCCUCCUCCAUCCUGA